Molecule: messenger RNA, 1222 nt
Organism: Daphnia carinata
Lineage: Eukaryota; Metazoa; Arthropoda; Branchiopoda; Diplostraca; Daphniidae
Gene: Ogg1
Product: N-glycosylase/DNA lyase-like
Exons: 5
Coding region: 64-1122 (352 amino acids)
Biological process (GO): base-excision repair; nucleotide-excision repair; base-excision repair, AP site formation
Cellular component (GO): nucleus
Molecular function (GO): damaged DNA binding; 8-oxo-7,8-dihydroguanine DNA N-glycosylase activity
Source: RefSeq, a predicted model, not a curated record
AGCCAUUAACGUCAAUUAAUUUAUCGGUAUAUACUCGAAACAUUUGUCGUAAAUUUUUACUUAAUGGCUGUUUCACCAAUAAUGCGGAUACCGUGUAAAGCAGCGGAAUUAUCAUUGGAUAUUUCGCUCAACUGCGGUCAAAGUUUCAGAUGGAAAAAACGACCCAGCGGAGAAUGGGCAGGUGUUAUGGCAGGAUAUCUUUGGCUAAUGAAUCAGGAUGAGGCUGGCUUGAAUUACCGUGUUGUGAAACCUGUCAUUAAAGCUGAACCGUCACAGUCAGAAUCCUUGCUAGUCAAAAAGGCAGAUGUGAAGGAAUGUAUUGAUUAUGAGCACAUGGUGAAAGAUUACUUUCAGUUGGAUAUUGAUUUAGAAAGUCUCUACAGGCAGUGGUCUCUAGCAGAUGCAAAUUUUGAUAAGGUAGCCAAGAAUUUCGCAGGGGUUCGCAUGCUGAAACAAGAUCCCGUGGAGAAUUUGUUUGCCUUCAUUUGCUCAUCCAACAACAAUAUUCAAAGGAUAACGGGUAUGGUAGAAAAGCUGUGCGAGACGUACGGAAACCAUCUGCUGACGUACGAGGACGCGUCGUAUUAUACAUUUCCAUCAAUUGAAUCGCUAGCCGAAGAGAAAGUCGAAUCCAAAUUGCGAACACUUGGCUUUGGUUAUCGAGCCAAGUUCAUUCAACAAUCGGCAGCCAAGAUAAUCAAAAACGGUGGACGGGAUUGGCUGUUGAAUUUGAGAAAAGUUUCGUAUCUGGAAGCGAAAUCGUGCUUGAUGACUCUACCAGGUAUAGGCGCCAAGGUGGCGGAUUGUAUCUGUUUGAUGUCGCUGAAUCACAGUGUUGCCAUCCCCGUUGACACGCACGUCUUCCAGAUAGCAAAAGCUAGCUACGUGCCGCACCUGAGUCAGACGAAGAGUGUGACGGAUAGGGUCUACAAUGAGAUCAGCGCUCACUUCCAAGCCCUGUUUGGGCCAUACGCUGGAUGGGCUCAUUCGGUUCUUUUCAGUGCCGAUUUGCGUCAUCUGAAAGCUGGAGCGUCACCGCCCGUCGGCCAGAAAAGAAACGCUCCCGACGUGACCAAAGAGAAGCCGACCGCUGGCCGUGCGCAAAGAAAGAAGAUGAAAUGACGAUCGUUUUCAAAGAGACGUUUGUGUUUUCUACAUGAUGUUUUGCGUGUCAUAAAAUUAAGUAUUUUGUCAAAAGGAAAUUGGCUUUGAUUGAUGAUGC